This is a messenger RNA of Tympanuchus pallidicinctus (lesser prairie-chicken), 8632 nucleotides long. Its product is annotated as mitochondrial import inner membrane translocase subunit TIM16-like. The record is from RefSeq and is a predicted model, not a curated record. The coding region runs from base 6079 to 8562 and encodes 827 amino acids. Lineage: Eukaryota; Metazoa; Chordata; Aves; Galliformes; Phasianidae. Gene Ontology annotation, cellular component: TIM23 mitochondrial import inner membrane translocase complex. Gene Ontology annotation, biological process: protein import into mitochondrial matrix. The transcript is spliced from 25 exons. Gene Ontology annotation, molecular function: protein binding.
AGAGAGCAGGAUGGGAUGGCUGCAGUGUGCUCCUGGCACCAGCGUGUGCCUGCCCCUGGGCUCUGGAGACCAACAGCCUCCAAUGUCCGCAGGUGCUCUCUGCAGGUGUGAGAGGUGCCUUGAGGCAGCCUUUGUAAAUACAGCAGUACACAGUAUUUCAGCAUAAAUCCAGCAGUUAUACAUGCAAACAAGCCAGGAUGAAGCACUCCCAGCCCUCCGAAUGGCUCGGGGAGCUGCUCAACCUUGCAGGGAGGAGCCAGCCUCUGCUCCCAGAUUCACUGCACAUCACCCCCCUGCUCUCCCUGCCCCCUGGUUCUUCCCCUGACAGUUCUGUUGCUUUGUAUAACGGUGUUUCUGUGAUGCUGUGAGCUCCGUGGGCUCCAGCCAAAUCUCCUGGGGCGGGUGGACUCUGUCUAGCUGAGCUAUUAAAAAUAACGUGUGAAUGAUGGUGUCUGUUCAAAGCAGGCAGCUCACUUCCCUCCGCUGCCUCCUGAGCCAGGCCAGGGCCGGCGCUGAGCCCUUGCCGGCACUUGGAGGUUGCCAAGAGAAAUAUGCACCUUUGCUGCCGCGAGGCGCAGCGCCGCAGCCAUAACCCCGUCCGGCUGAGAAUUGAUGAAGAUGUUUAGUCUUGGAGAAGUACUGUGCUGAAGGGGAAAACUUUAAAAUGCUAUAAAUCCUUUGGAAGUUUGCAGAGAGCUGGCUUAGCCAAGAGGGAUAACGCUCCUGUGUUUUGUGUUUUUCCCCCUGUUGCUGGAGGGCCAGGAUGCUUGGAAGGGCUCCUGCUCCCUGGGGGCAGCGUGGUUACAAAACCAAGGGCUGUCAGGGCCACUGAGUGGUGCCAGUGCCUCACCAGCACCCAGCUUUGAGGCCCACUGGUUCUCGCUGUGGUGAAGGAGGUGAGCGAUGGGUUUCUAGCCGGCUCUGCUUGCAGUCGUGGCCGCAGGCUCAGCAAUACUGCCAGCACAGCUCCAUCCCUCUGCAGCGUGCUUCCAACAAAGCAAAGCUCAGCACAGAGCUGCUCCUCCGGCUGGUUUUCUUAAUUUGCCAAGCCUGCUUCAUUAAACCAUUCCUUUUUUAGAGCAGAGGAAAAGGAAGAGAAGGAGCUAAAAGUGGAGCCUCAGGAGCAGGGAGGAGGGGUGGCUGCUGCGGGGCUGAUGUCACUCUUGGGUCUCGCGGGUGCAGUGCACGCAAUGUCAGGGACCACGGGAUGGUGAAGAGGACAUGUGGGCUGCCUGCCUUCUGCAGCCACGCCUGGGACCUCAAGCUGUCCUUGGGAGUGGCCAGGAGCCCCAGGCAGUGGCUGCUUGGCCCUAUGGGGCCCACGGUCACCUCUUUGCUGCAGCUGGUCGCAUCGUGCCUCCCGCACUGCUCCAUCUGGGUGUUGUCCUUUUGUGAGGUCCUGCAUGUCCCAUCCGCCGUCUUGACUUCUCCCAAGGCCGCUCUUUCCUCCCUUUCCCUCACCUCCCACGGGUUCGGGGCUUAUUACUGCUGUAAUAAUUACUGCUGUCUCCCUCCCUGCCUUGACCUUUGUGUUGGAAGAUUUCAUCCCAUCUCUCCCAGCUGCAGCUGUGGCAGGGCUAGGUGCUUCUCCCCUCCUGCUUUUGCCAACCUGUAGCAACUAGACAUGAAGCAUCCUGCCCCCAGGCACUCCUGCAUGGCUUAGACCAAGCCUGGGGUUUGCUUGUGCAGUAGUUGUGGUCCUUCAUGCAGUGUGGACAGUGUUGGGAUCAUGGGGCCAGGCUGGGGUCAGGGUGCCAGAAGAGCACCAGCACUGCAGGUGAGUCACUGGAAUGGCACCAAGUGGCAUCUGGCUUACAGCACUGGCAGUGCUGGAGGUGAUGUCUCCUUUGAUUGCUUUCCCAGCAUCCUGAUUUGAUGCAGCAGAGCCCUGUCUCCCACAUGCGGGGUCCCGCAUCCACCCCCGCUCUUGCAUGGCAUGUGCAGGGCUGCGUGCAUCUGGUCGGCACCUGGCUCACAUUAUGGGGCUGGGGCAGGCGCCAUCGAUACGCCGUGCUGCGGGGCCACGGCUGAGCGCAGCCAGUGUGGGAUGGAGAGGAACUGUGCUUGUUCUCACGAGAAACUUCCCCCGACGCUGUUUUGGCAGAACUGGGGGCGAGGGAACGGCCGCGCGCGCCGGGCGAGUGCACGCCUGUGCUCACGUUUUAUAGUGCUCCCUUGGAGCACAAUGCUUGUGUGACCGGGGCUGAGGGCAGCUGGGGACAAUUCAGGGUGUGUUCAUCCUCACAGAGGGUUAUUUCCCUGCCUUGCAGGCCGUGUCAUGGGGAAAGGUGGGGAUCUGGGGGUGCCCUCCUCUGCUUGCGGCUCCCCUGUAGCCCUUCUUCCCCCAGCCAUUGCCUUGGCUCUGCAUCACACAAGCGUGGCCACACAGGCAGGGCAGUGCCAGGGCAAGGUGGAUGUCCAGGCCGGAGCCACCCAGCCGUGCCCACCACUUGGACCCCGCAGACCCUGAUGUGACACCUUUGCCCUGGAUCCUCCUUUGGCGGUGGUUCUGUCCCUGGCUGCUGGUCCAGCUGGGCACCGCUCAGCAGGGGAAGGAGCACCAGGACGUGGGAGGCUCUCUGCUUGCCUCCCCACCCCAGCAGCGUGGUAUCCCACGCUGGGGUCACCCUGGGGGUACCUGACUCCCAGCCUCAGCAGCAGCUUCCUCUGGGCAGAGGGAAGGUCUGCAGCAUCCCACAUUCCCAAGGAGACCGUGGGAAGCUUUGAAAAAGUUGGCCAAGCUCUGGGCUGCCUAUUUAUAGCAUUGCGCGCUCCGCGCUCUCAUGCUUCUGUUCCCCAGCGUAACUGCACGGGAUUGUUUAUAUUUCCUCUGCUCUGCUUCCCCCUCGGCUAUCCUUCGCAGGAAUGCCGCUGGUAUUGCAGAUAUGGGGAAGUCAAGGAGGAUUCGGGCCGAGUCCCAGCAUCACUACGUGGGCCAAAGAGCUCACCCUACGCUGGGUGCCCGUCUGUCCUGCAGGCAUACAGGCCGUGUGGGGUUGGUGGGUCACAGCCUUACUGUGCUACUGCUUGCUGAUGUGGGCUGGGGAGUCAUGGGAGCCUCCUAGCUUACUGCCCAGAGGGUAGAGGGUGCCACAUUGGUCCCUCUCCACUGUGGCAACCACAAACUAAAUCCAGUCUUCCCCUAUCAGGACUGGCAUAGGGCUGCUGGAGCUUUGCUGCAGAGAAGCUCUGUCUGCCAUCCCGUUUGGAUGCCCAGCAGCUGUAGUUUGGUGAGGCUCAGCAGAGCCGUGAGGCUCAGAGCAGAGUAGUUCGUAUGCGGCUGCUCAGAGAGGCUGGCUGUGCUGAAUUCCAGCACCUCCUUUCUCUGCUUCAGGAGGAGUGCAGCUUCUGAACACAAAGCCACCUUUUGGGGGCAAGCAGCCCCUCCAGCCUUGUGCUAUCCCCUCCCUGUGUUCCUCUGUUGGAGGAGCUGCUCUGCAGACGUGGGCCGGCCUGCCAGAGGCUGCUCUGCACUCCUGGCCACCUCUUGAGUGAGUGGGAUUUGGCAGCGAGGGGAGAUCGCAUUCUUCUGCGGGGAGGAUGCACCAUGGUUAACCCCCUCAGCUCCCCUGGAAGCCUUUCCUCUGCCCCCUGGGCUCGUGCCUGUUGGUGGCAGCAAUUGCUUUCCCCAUCCUUUUCUCCACAGGGUUUGGAUACCUGCAGUCUGCCAGCUGUGGGCAUGACAAAACCAAGGGAGCUCAGGGGCUUCCCCCUGCUGCUUAGCCCUGCCCUAGGCUCCCCAGCCCCUGGCCAAAGGUAAAUAUUCCAGGCAGAGGCUGGGAUCACCCUCGUGCAGAAGCAGCUUUUGCUUUGUGUCAGGCUCUCCUAGGCAGCCAAGGAGCCGAAAUCUGCCGGCAGCUGUUGCCAGCUCACGCUGACCCACUGUGGCUGUGCUGCCAACAGCUGCAUCUGACACGCCAGGCAUGCUCCCCAUGGUGUGGAGCACUCAGCCACCCCGUGUCCCACAGCGUCCCUGGGGCUCUUCAGGGCUGGGGACCCCACGGACUUGGUGUGAGUGCCAGGGCAGGAUGGGGAGCAGGAAGGUGUUGGGGAUGAGCUGAUCAGUGUGUGCACAAUGAGACUGCCAUCAUCGUUUGUCUCCAAACCUGCGUUCUUGCCCAUUUCCGGCAGCCCCAUGGACCUACGUCCACUCUGGGACUCUCACCCAACCACAGCACCCCUCUCACACCACCCCUUCCUGACCUCGGCAUCUGCCUCCUGCACAGGACACAGGUGGGGGGUUCCUGGGGGCCCCCCGGGACCGGCUGCCGCUAGGUGGAGCGGCACGCGCGCCAUCUGGCCCUGCAUGCUCACCUCUGGCAACAUCUGCACAGCCUGGUGUCUGAGCCACCUCCGAAACCGGAGCGCCCCGGCCCCAGCCUCCCGCAUAUUUGCUGACAUACGUACUGCUCAGCCCGGGAUGGAACUAAUGCAGAAAACAUGUUUCCCCGCCGCAGCGUGCGCAACGUGGGCUGUGAGCAGCGAGGCCCCGCCAGGGCACUGGGCUGGGCUGGGCGAGGGUCCCAGCACCGUCUCUUCUGCACAGUGAUCCGAAGGCGCUUUCUGGCAUGCUCUGCCCCAUCCCACCCAGCUGGGGACCAGCCGUGGCUCCACCACGUUGCUCACAGGAGUGUCGCAGCUCCCGCUGAGCUACGUGUGCUGCAGAGGGGCGCUGCCACCGAGCAUUCCCUGCCCUUUGCCAGCUGUACCACCAGGGCUGACAUCUCUGGCUCCCCUGGUGCUGCUUGCUCCACAGGACUGGGAGCCAGCAGAGCCGGCACAUGAGGUUUUCAAAUCUCCAGCUGUCAAAUUUUGGCUGCCACAGCCGUGUGGCUCAGGUGCAGAAGCAAUCUCCUCGCCGACAAUCCUGGCUGGGGUUGGGCUUCCAGCUCUCCUGGCCUUGGCUCCCAGGGUUUCCUUCCCCUCUCAGCACUGAUACUGGCUCUAUCCUUCUGUCUAGCAGCAAGGUGCUGAGCUGGCGGGGAGGGCUAGCAGCCCCCAGCCAUCUACCUCACUGCCCCACAUUGGGGCCCUCCUUGUCCUCACUGCAGUGGCGCAGCCCUCACACUGCACAGGGGACACAUCACCUGCUUAACCUGAAAGUGGGACAGGGCUGAAGGGAUGCUGGUCCUGGAGCCAUGCAGGAUGCAGAGGGAAGGAUCUAGCAGGAAAGGAGAAUGACAUCGGGGGUCUGUUUCACCAGGGAGGUCUCCAAUGCCAGUGGAGAUACGUUGGAUCUUGCCCCACAUCUUGCUGCUGCUGCAGGGAGCACCAGGCUUGGCUUGGCUCCUCACGGGCCAUGCUGGCUGGCGUGGCUGUGUUUGUCCUGGCAGGGGAUGUGCUUGGCACCCUGUGCCCUCUCCCAACCUGGCUGUGGGCCCCAGCAGCUCCUCUAUAGGGCAGGCAUCCUGCUGAGCCUUGAGGGGACUCCUGGCAGGGCUUCUCCCAGAAGCACAGCACCUCUGUGGGGCACAGCUCCUCUAGGUGCCAGGAGAGCGUGUACAUGCCAUCCCCACGUGCGUCCCACCCUGGGUAUGCUUUGCAGGGAGCAGAGUCAGGAGUGCUGGGCUGUGUGGUGGUGCUGGAAGUACAGCACUCAGCUCAGCUCUGCCUUUCCGUGAUGGCUCUGGAAGCAUUGGUGGUUGGGCUGUUUUCUUGGCGCUGGUUAAGUGAGAGUGAGGGAGUUCCAGCACCUCCUGUGUCGCACAGCAAGCAUUGCUGCAAGGUCCCGCUGGGACACCGGAACCGCAGGGCCCAUCUGGGUACCACGUGGGAGCCAGCACUGUAACUCCUCUGCUCCUGUCCUCAGCAGAGCUGCACCAGGGCCCAGCAGUGGGACUGGGGAUGGUGCCGCAGAGGACAGGGCGAAGUCUGGGUGCGCUGGGGGUCCUGGCCUCUCAGCAACACAAGGGGAAAGGGGCUGCUGGGCUCAGUUUACCAUCAGUGUCUCAGUAGCCUCUGGACACACGUGGGGCACCUGCCUCCUGAGCUGGGAUUUGGCACGGAUGAAGAGCCCAGGAUACAACUGGGGAAAGCGUCCCAGGACAUGAGAACAACAAGGACUCCCGGCUGCUCUGGAUGGGAGCCAGCGAUUGCCUCAUCUCCGUGGGGUUCAGCCAGAUGCGCGAGCGGGAGGUGAAGCUCUGGGACACACGGAAGUUCAGUGGUGCGACUUUCACCUUGGCACUGGAUACCUCAUCUGGGGCCGUGAUCCCGCUGUAUGACGCCGACACGGGGCUGCUGGUGCUGGCGGGGAAGGGAGAAAGCCUCCUGUACUGCUUGGAGGCGGCAUCGGCUCAGCCUGCCCUCACCCAAGUCACUCAGUGCCUGAUGGAGGGACACACACGGGGCCUGGCCACCAUUCCCCGCCUGGCCCUGGAUGUCAUGGCGUGCGAGGUGCUCCGCGUCCUGCAGCUCACCGACACCUUCCUUGUCCCUGUCAGCUACAUUGUGCCUCGCAAGUCCAACCAGGAAUUCCACGAGGAUCUGUUCCCUGACUGUGCUGGGAUGUUGCCGGCCACAGAUGCCCAGUCCUGGUGGGCAGGGGACAGUCAGCAGGUGGGCAGGGUGAGCCUGCACCCAGCACGGAGACCCACGCAGACCUUCUGUUCCCCGCUCAUCGCCGCCGUGCACAGCACCCAGCUGCCCAGUGACGGCCCUGUGGAUACUGAGCGCAGUGAGGGCAGUGGCUACUCUUCGCCCUCCGGCUCGCUGACCUCACCGAGCAGCGCUGGCGCCUCACUCUCCACCAGCACCGCCCCCUCCAGUGGCUUCAUCAGCAGCCCCAGCCAGAAGUCACUGCAGAGUAUUUUGGGGCCCAGCUCCCGCUUCCGGCACGCACAGGGCACAGUGCUGCACCGUGACACCCACAUCACCAACCUGCGGGGGCUGAGCCUCACCACGCCGGGCGAGAGCGACGGCUUCUGCGCCAACCACCAGCGAGUUGCCCUCCCACUGCUCUCUGCUGGUGGCCAGAUCGCUGUCCUUGAGCUCUCCAAACCAGGCCGUCUCCCCGACAUGGCUGUGCCCACCAUCCAGAAUGGUGCAGCAGUGUCCGACCUCUCCUGGGACCCCUUUGACCCACGGCGCCUUGCAGUCGCGGGGGAGGAUGCCAAGAUCCGGCUGUGGCGGGUGCCUGAGGGCGGGCUGCAGGACACACUGCAGGAGCCUGAGGCCGUGCUGAGAGGGCACACGGAGAAGAUUUACUCCAUCCGCUUCCACCCUGUGGCAGCCGACCUCCUCGUCUCCUCUUCCUACGACAUGACGGUGCGGAUCUGGGAGCUGGGUGCUGGGCAGGAGGUGCUGUGCCUGCAGGGACACACGGACCAGAUCUUCAGCCUGGCCUGGAGCCCCGAUGGGAGGAAGCUGGCGACAGUGAGCAAGGAUGGCCGGUUACGGCUCUAUGAGCCUCGGUGCAGCCCCCAGCCCCAGCAGGAGGGUCCCGGCCCCGAGGGAGGCCGUGGGGCACGUGUGGUCUGGGUGUGCGGAGGCGAUUUCCUCCUCGUGUCCGGCUUUGACAGCCGCAGCGAGAGGAAGAUCCUUCUGUACCGUGCACAGGCCCUGCCUGAUGGGCCCCUCUCCGUUCUCGGCCUCGACGUGGCCCCGUCCACACUCCUGCCCUUCUACGAUGAGGACACCAGUGUUGUCUUCCUCACCGGCAAGGGUGACACCAGAGUCUUUCUCUACGAGGUGACUCCCGAGCCACCCUAUUUCCUCGAGUGCAACAGCUUCACCUCCAGCGACCCCCACAAGGGCUUCGUCUUCCUGCGCAAGACAGCGUGCGACGUGCGGGAGGUGGAGUUCGCCCGGGCGCUGCGGCUGGGGCAGGGCAGCCUCGAGCCGGUGGCUUUCCGCGUGCCUCGCGUCAAGAAAGAGUAUUUCCAAGAGGACAUCUUCCCUCCGACCCGCGUGUGGUGGGAGCCGGCCCUGAGCGCCGGCGCCUGGCUGGGGGGAGCGGAGGGACAGCAGGGCCGCGCUGAACUCCGUCCUGCCGGCAUGGAGCCAGUCAGCCAGGCCCCGAGGGAGGCACCGGCACGGAAGUUUGUCCCUGCGGCCGCGUAUCUGGGGGAGAAGACGGACGAGCAGAAGAAGGAGGAGCUCCUCAGCGCCAUGGUGGCCCGGCUGGGGAACCGCCGCGACCCGCUGCCGCAGGACUCCUUCGAAGGCGUGGAUGAGGCCGAGUGGGCCAAGUACCUGGCGCAGAUCAUCCUGGUCGGGGCCCAGGUGGUCGGACGGGCCUUCAUGAGAGCGCUGCGCCAGGAGUUCGCAGCGAGCCGAGCUGCAGCAGAUGCACGGGGCCGCUCAGAGAGGCCUCAGUCCGCCGCCGCCUCCAGGAUCAUUGGCAUCAGCCUCCAGGAAGCUCAGCAGAUCCUCAACGUCUCCAACCUCAACCCGGAGGAGAUCCAAAAGAACUACGACCAUUUAUUCAAGGUGAAUGACAAGUCGGUGGGAGGCUCCUUCUACCUGCAGUCCAAGGUGGUGAGAGCCAAGGAGCGGCUGGACGAGGAGCUGCGCAUCCAGGCCAAGGACGAGAAGGAGAAAGGCUGGAAAGCCGAGACGUGACUCCUGUCACUCGUAUCCCUGCUUCCCUCUCCCUUAAGUUAUAGGUGGCCAAUAAACGCCGUGUCCUCCA